This is a messenger RNA of Onthophagus taurus, 793 nucleotides long. RefSeq lists its product as uncharacterized. The record is from RefSeq and is a predicted model, not a curated record. NCBI's taxonomy places the organism in Eukaryota, Metazoa, Arthropoda, Insecta, Coleoptera, Scarabaeidae.
AAUUGUUUUCUAUUUUUCUUUUGAGAAGGUCGUUAAAGCUUAAAAAAAUAAUACAAAUAAAACCGUUUUUAUAAACGUUGAUUGAAUUAAAGCUUGUUAUUUUAGAAAUGAGCACAUUUUUGAUGCGUAAAGUAUUGGAUAAGUAUUAAUGUUGGAUUGGGUGAUUAUGACUGGUGAACCUAACCAAGUAAAAAGACCAUCUGUAUACGGUUUGGAUGCUUCUUUACAAUCAACAAGAAUGAAACCGAAUAAUUAUUCACCAUACAUGCCUGGACCAUCCACUUACACCAACAAUUUCUCUUUUUACUCCAAUUUUGGGCAAAUACCAGCUUCUGUUACGUUCCCUUUGCCUCCAAUUGAGGCAGCUUAUAGCGAUGGUGUCUCAAAUAGUACUGCAUUAACAAGAUGUAAAAGAAAAAUGGAUGAUACCCCAAUUUCUCGUUCUGUGAAGCAACAUAUCACAGAAGAUCGUAUGGCUGAACAUUUAUCGAAAUUACAUAUAAGCACACAAAACCCAGCCCCAUCAUCUGAACCAGAGACAACCGAAACUACAGAAAAACGUCUCUACAUGUGUGAGGUAAUGAGAAAGUUACAAACAGAAUCCGUUAUACCGCAAUCACUUUUGGAUCGUGUAACCGGACCUUGUAAAGCUUUAGUUUUGUGGUCUCCACCCCAAAGAAUUUUUCCGGUACUUCCAAACAUAGCAGAAGAUGAAAAUUAUGAUAAUAAUAACGAAGAAGCCGUUCCUGAUAAUAAUUUAAUGGAUCUUGAUCGAUAAUUUUUAUUAAGUAAC